This is a messenger RNA of Daucus carota subsp. sativus, 788 nucleotides long. Its product is annotated as probable calcium-binding protein CML13. Lineage: Eukaryota; Viridiplantae; Streptophyta; Magnoliopsida; Apiales; Apiaceae. The transcript has 2 exons. Gene Ontology annotation, cellular component: myosin II complex. The record is from RefSeq and is a predicted model, not a curated record. Gene Ontology annotation, molecular function: calcium ion binding. Bases 155 to 598 code for a protein of 147 amino acids.
AAAUAGAAAUGUAUUCGCCUGAUAGAUAGGAUCCCUCACUAUUGAAUUGUUAAAACUGCAAAAUUAAAAACGCAGCAGAGAGAGAGAGUCACGCAGAGAGACACCAAAUCAACACACGAGAGAGAAGAGAGAGUCACUCAGAGAGAGACACACAAUGGGGAAGAAUCUGAGCAACGAUCAGGUCUCAUCAAUGAAAGAAGCGUUCACUCUCUUCGACACCGACAACGACGGCAAGAUCGCACCGUCGGAGCUCGGAAUCCUAAUGCGAUCUCUCGGCGGCAAUCCAACGCAAGCUCAACUCAAAGCCAUCAUCGCCGAGGAGAAACUCACCUCGCCAUUCGAUUUCAAUCGAUUCACUGAUCUCAUGUCCAAGCAUCUCAAGCCUGAGCCGUUCGAUCAGAAGCUUCGCGAGGCGUUCAAAGUAAUUGAUAAGGACGGGACUGGCUUUGUUGCGGUCAAGGAUCUUAAGCACAUCCUUACGAGUAUCGGGGAGAAAUUGGAGGCGUCGGAGUUUGAUGAGUGGAUUCGUGAGGUGGAUGUUGGAUCCGAUGGGAAGAUUAAGUAUGAUGAUUUUGUUAACAAGAUGGUUGCCAAGUGAGUUUGAAGUGGUGUUAUAAUGCUUGCUCAAGCUUGACCAGUCCUUUUGAUAUUUAGUCAUGUAGUUCCUACUUUCUCUUUGGUAUAUUCGUGUUUUUAGCAUUCGGUUUCCUUCUGAUUCUUCUUUCUAACAGUGAACAAUGUGUGCAUCCAGUAUUAUUGGAAUCAAUCCUGUCUUUAAUCUUCUUGAA